AUCCAACAGUCUGAUCGGAGUGAUUUCUCGGAGCAUCCAACGGUCCUGGGAAUCUCCGUCGUGAUGGCGGCGGAGGCCAGUCUUCCUUCAUGCGGGAGGGCCGACAUUGCGGCCAUCUCCGCCAUCGCGUUGGUUUCUUGCGCUGGAGUCAACCAGAAAGCUUCCGCUCUCACCAUUCUCUCUCAGAAUUCCAAUUCCGAUCCCAAUAAACGCCAGGAACGCCGGGACUGCAAUGGAUGAAGAUGAAGUUUAUGGGUUUUUGGGUGAUCUUGUUACUUAUAGUGCAUUACUGGGCAUUUGGAAUUCUUGGCAGGACUAGCUUUAUUACAUAGGUAUAGUUCUUCCUCUAAAUUAUGUGAAGAGCCACUACCAGUACCUGAGGAAAGGAUCCACGAGGCUGCUCUUUUUCAUCCAUUUGCUGAAGCUUCCGAUACUGGUCUGUUACUUGAUGUUGGAAGAAAUCCAAUUCUUUUUCCAUUGUCAUGGCUAUGUAAGCAAGGCGUCUUCUCUCCUUGGGCUCGUAAAAGAUUGCAGAACAGUUGAGCAAUUGAAUAAACAGACAUUCUUCUUCUUCUUCUUCUUUCUCUCUCAACUCUGUUUCUCCACAUGGUAUCAGAGCGCUGAAUCAAUGGCGUGGCGUUCACCGGCGAUAAACAUGGUUCGACAGUCCACUCAACUUGGUGGGAAUGAAAACCAAGUUGGUGCCGCAAAUCAUCCUCCAAACCCUAUUCCGAUUCCGAUCCCGAUCCCGAUCCCAACAGUCGAUCAAGCAGUUUUUGACCCCAAUGAUCGCAAAAAUCCUCUCUAUCUCCACCCUAAUGAGAGCCCGGCUCUGCAAUUGGUCAGUGUUCAGCUAGAAGGGAGAUCAAACUACCACCCAUGGGCGAGGGCUAUGGAGAUGGCACUGAGGUCGAAGAACAAGAUGAGCAUAGUGAACGGAACAAUGGUGAUUCCAAAUACCACUGAUGCAAGGUACUACUAUUGGGACCAAUGCAACACAAUGGUGCUGUCAUGGAUCCUUAGAGCAGUUUCACCCACCGUUGGACGCGGUGUGCUAUGGAUUGAUACUGCUGAAGGUGUGUGGAAAGAUUUGAAGAAGCGGUUCAGCCAACAAGAUGUUCUUCGGAUCGCUGAAAUCCAGGCUGAGAUUUACCAAACAAAACAAGGUAACUCUUCCAUAAAUGAGUACUUUACACAAUUGAAGUUGUUAUGGGAUGAACUUUUUAUUUUGAGGCCUGUUCCUUGUUGUGAACGCCCUCUGAACUGUGAAUGUGGGAGCAAGUUGUCUGAAAAGGUCAAAAUGCACCUGGAGAAUGACAUGUUGUCAUCCUUUCUCAUUGGCCUAAAUGAAAACUACACCAGUACUAACAACCAGAUUAUGUUGAUGAAACCUCUCCCUGAUGUUGGAAUUCAGACCACUGAAGCUGGAAUUCUAGAAACAGAUCCACCUAUCACUCAGGAAAGUUACAAGAGAUUCUUGGAGUUUAUGCAAAGAGAGAAAACCAGUAAUACUCCUCUUGAUUGUCAAUGCAGCAGCAAAAUGUGUAGUAUAUUUCUAAUUGUUGAGAUUAUUAUAAUUAUUAUGUGUUAGGCAGCAGUAAAAUAAACAGUAGCAAAGUUAGGCAGUAAAGUUAACAGCAGCAAAGUUAGGCAGCAGAAAUGUUAGGUAGCAGAAAUGUUAGGCAGCAGUAAAUAGUGCAGAAUUUCAGGAAACUUGUCUAUUUUCUCAUGUAUAUAUAGAUGUAUCAGCUAGCUAAUGAAGAUAUAACACAGAUUUGUUAUUUCAGAA
This is a messenger RNA of Ipomoea triloba (trilobed morning glory), 1789 nucleotides long. RefSeq lists its product as uncharacterized. The transcript has 5 exons. Lineage: Eukaryota; Viridiplantae; Streptophyta; Magnoliopsida; Solanales; Convolvulaceae. The coding region runs from base 449 to 1591 and encodes 380 amino acids. The record is from RefSeq and is a predicted model, not a curated record.